This is a messenger RNA of Juglans regia (Persian walnut), 1598 nucleotides long. Its product is annotated as fructose-1,6-bisphosphatase, chloroplastic. Gene Ontology annotation, cellular component: cytoplasm; cytosol. NCBI's taxonomy places the organism in Eukaryota, Viridiplantae, Streptophyta, Magnoliopsida, Fagales, Juglandaceae. Gene Ontology annotation, molecular function: fructose 1,6-bisphosphate 1-phosphatase activity. Bases 62 to 1420 code for a protein of 452 amino acids. Gene Ontology annotation, biological process: fructose 6-phosphate metabolic process; fructose 1,6-bisphosphate metabolic process; gluconeogenesis. The transcript is spliced from 4 exons. The record is from RefSeq and is a predicted model, not a curated record.
GUCCAAAAGGAAACCACGAUCACAAAACAAGCUGAGAUAAGUGGGGCCCCACGUAUCAGAAAUGGUUACCAACCUCACAAUCUCUCCCCUCACUGCGCAACACAAUCCCUGCCUGCAGUCCCUUUUCCUGGAAGAGAGAAAAAAUCUGUGUAGAGAAAAUCAAACGAAAGAAAAAGAAGCCAUGGGUUCAGUAGCAGCAGCUGCAGCAACAAGAACACCAUCCCAUCUUCUAUUUUCAAGCUCUCGUUCCCUCUCUCGUCUCUCUCUCUUUGACUCCAACACUACACUUCUCUCGUGUCGCAAUAACAUUAAUCUUAGUAGGAGUAAGAAACAUGUUUCUCCCGGGGUCCGAUGCAUGGCAGUGCGGACAGCUGACGCGGAGACAAAGAAGAAGGGUGGGUUUGAGAUUCAAACGCUGACCAACUGGCUGCUGAAGCAAGAACAGGCGGGCGUGAUUGACGCCGAGCUCACUAUUGUAUUGUCGAGUAUUUCCAUGGCGUGUAAGCAGAUUGCUUCUUUGGUGCAGAGAGCUAGCAUUGCCAACAUGACUGGAGUGCAGGGUGCUGUCAAUGUUCAAGGCGAGGACCAGAAAAAACUUGACGUUAUCUCUAAUGAGGUUUUCUCCAAUUGCCUGAGAUCAAGUGGACGAACGGGAAUCAUAGCAUCAGAGGAAGAGGACGUGCCCGUAGCAGUGGAAGAAAGUUACUCGGGCAAUUAUAUUGUUGUAUUUGACCCUCUUGAUGGUUCUUCCAACAUUGAUGCAGCAGUUUCCACUGGCUCUAUCUUUGGAAUAUACAGCCCAAAUGAUGAGUGCCUCGCAGACAUUGGUGACGAUGCUACUCUUGGCAAUGUGGAACAGAAGUGUGUGGUGAGCGUGUGCCAACCAGGAAGCAACCUCCUUGCCGCUGGAUAUUGCAUGUAUUCAAGCUCCAUAAUCUUUGUGCUCACAAUUGGAAAUGGGGUGUUUGCAUUCACCUUGGACCCAAUGUAUGGGGAAUUUGUGUUAACUCAAGAGAAUAUCCAGAUACCCAAAUCAGGAAAGAUCUAUUCAUUCAAUGAAGGGAACUAUCAGCUUUGGGAUGACAAAUUGAAGAAGUAUAUUGAUGAUCUCAAGGACCCAGGUCCUAGUGGGAAGCCCUAUUCUGCUCGGUACAUCGGUAGCUUAGUCGGUGACUUCCACCGGACGCUGCUGUACGGUGGAAUUUACGGGUAUCCUAGAGACAAGAAGAGCAAGAAUGGGAAGCUGAGGCUUUUGUAUGAAUGUGCACCAAUGAGCUUUAUAGUGGAGCAAGCUGGUGGGAAAGGAUCAGAUGGCCAUCAGAGAGUACUCGACAUUAUACCAACUGAGAUCCAUCAACGUGUUCCGCUAUACAUUGGAAGCGUGGAGGAAGUGGAGAAAUUGGAGAAGUAUUUAGCUUGAUUAACAUGUCAUAGAAAAGAGUAAUUUUGUUUGUGAAGAUUAUCUUUCAUGCAAGAAAUACUCCAAAUCGGAAUUAUAAAGAAAGCAAAAAAAAAAAAAAGAACUCUGUAUUUUUUCUCCUUGUUGAAUUCUUUUGUUAAGACAGCAACAAAGAGUCGUGUAUGUAGGAUUCAAACCA